UCAGCCAUUCCUAGAGGAAUUCUAGGCACCUUGGAAAAAAGCGAAAUCGCGCUAGGGAUUUCAGCCGAUCUGGCAGCUCUUCCGAUGCCACUGGCGCGCCUUUUAAUCCAAAGCGCCUUUUUCGUGUCUCAUGUUUGCUCGUUUAUUGCGGAGGCCUAUAUACGCUUCAAGAUGCUGGAAAAGGAUCACUUCCAAGUAAUCUGGAAGGCUGAUGCCAAGUACAUCUUGUGCGAGAAGCUUGAUAUGAUUCCUGACCUGGAACCGGAGUUGAUGGAGGGCACCACUGUGGCCUACCGAUAUCCGGCGUCAAAGGAAUCGGCCCUGCAGUGGAUUCAGCUGUACCAAGAGGCCGCCAACAUCCCCCUGACGACGUACGACUCCAUGUCGAAUGGCCAAAGGGUGGUGUACUGGGCCAGGCUUCGUUGUCACCACGACGUCCCAGAAAAGCCGAGUCGUCCGAGGAAAAACCAAUCCGCCAAGGACACCGGGUGCCCCCUGCGCCUGAAAGUGACUGUCGCCAACAUUCCAAAACGGAAUAGGUCUACAGACCCAUGCGCGGCUUACGAGCUACGGGUGACAUGUAACAAGAAGCCCCACAACCACGCCGUGGACAACGCUGCCGCUCUGAGACAUCGACGCGUCUCUGAGCUGACGAAGGCCCGGCUGAUGGAGCUGUUCCAGCACCACCACUCGCCCUCCACGGCGCUGGAGACCCUGAAACUACAGCUUCAGGAGGAGCAUGGGAGCGCCUACCCGUCGGUGGCCGCAGACCGAGCCAUUGUCCCAGAUAGGAUGGCCGUCUACUACCUGUACUACAAGCACUGUCGGGAGCGUUACCCAGCCUCGACCCAGGAGGAGACCAUGGACCUCAUCCGCCACAUGAAGGACGUCCGCACGGCGGUCUCAGUCGAGGACGGCGAGACGGUGAUCGCGGCGGUGACGCCGCUGAUGGAGCGCGUCCACACGCUCCCCGACGCGGGAGAGGUGGUCUUUGUCGACGCCUCAGGAGGGAUGAACCGGCACGGCCAGCGCGUCUUCCUGCUGAUGUGCUGGAGCCCGGCCGGUGGUCUGCCUCUCGGUGUCAUCGUCUCCACCUCGGAGACCGAGGCCGUGGUGGACAAAGCCUUCCGGCUGCUCGUCGGGAUUUUACCAGACGGCGCCUUUGGCGGGCGUGGAAGGCGCGGCCCUCUGUGCUUCAUGACGGACGACUGUCAGGCCGAGCGGAACGCGCUGUCGGCGGUGUGGCCUGAGGCGCGGCUCCUGCUGUGCACGUUUCACGUGCUGCAGGCCGUCUGGCGAUGGCUUCACAACGGCAAACAUGGCAUCGACAAGCAACACAGGCAGGCUAUCAUGGCACUAGCCAAACAGCUCGUGUACGCCAACAAUGAGGCGGAGAUAGCGACGACGAUGGAGCUGGUGGCUACCGAGUGGGGCGAGCGCUACCCACUGCUGGACCAGUACCUGCAGGGUUUCGCUGCCCGCCGUCAAGAGUGGGCGCUGUGCCUCCGCACGGAUGUCCCCACCCGGGGACACAACACGAACAACAUCGUGGAGUCCGCCUUCAGAGUCCUCAAAGACUCUGUCCUCUACAGGACUCGUGCGUUCAACCUGCUGCAGCUGUUUGAUUUCGUCACGGUCCAGCUCAGCAAGCACUACGCCAGGAGGGCGUGCGACGUGGCCAACGGCCGGCAGCGGGCGGCACUGCGCCGGUCCGCGGCGGCACCAGCCAAGAAACGGGCACUGUGACGCAGGUGACGGAGUUCACCUAUCAGGUGAAGUCGCUGACGUCGGUCGGCAUCACCUACCUGGUGGACCUGAACGUCGGCGCCUGCACCUGCAGGAUGAACCGGCGGACUGGCGGCUGCAAACACCUCCGAGCCGUGCGGCAGCAGACUGGCGCUGUGCCGGAGGCGACGGCGACAAAGGAGACGCGGAGGGCCUUGAUGGACAUCGCCAUGGGGACCAGCCAGCAGCUGCCAGGCAACUGGUUCGACCCUCUGGUCGCCGAGCCGUCCACCUCGUCACCUCCUGGCCCCACGCCCGCCAGCGCCCCCGGAGUCGCGCAGCCCCAGCCGUCGCCUGGUCCCGAGGAGUACGACGACGACGCAAUGGACUUCGAGGACCCCGCCGCUGCGGCGGCGGCUGUCAGUGGAGCUGAGCAGCGACGCUCAGAUGACCGGACACGCCAAACCGUGGCGUUCAUCCAGGAGUGGGCAGCCUUCAUGUGCGAGGCAGUCGUCCAGGACGACACCUGGGAGAGGGCUGCCGCUGCCUUCCAGCAGAGGUGGGGCCAGCUGCCCACUGCUGGCCGCCAGUCCGCUCUGCACCAGUUUGGGGGUGCGCAGGGCUGCCGGCGGAACGCCACCCAGAUUCCGGUCCAGCCGACCAGCACUGCCCGUCGCACCAGCACCAACGUGCGGGGUCGCGCUCGCUGGCCCGCUGGACGGCCGUGCCGCUCCGCGCGCACCGGGGAGCACGGCUACGUGGCAGCCUCCGCCAGGCGGUCGGCGGCGCCCCACAGCCUGGCCACCUGUGUUGACCAGAACCGCCCCCUGGGGCGCUGAGUGGUAGAGGUGAAGUGGGGGUGACCGGGGCAAGUUGGUGCCAGGGGGGGGGGGGGGUAAGUUGGGACGGAAGGGAUAUUUCCAAUACUUCUCGACAGUUGGCGUUCAAACUUAUUUUGUACAUGCACAGUAACGCCGUCUGUUUGUCAACGUGGUGUCGGCGCGUGCUGAGGUAAGUGCUGUUAAUAAUCGCUACAAAUGUGUUUCAGGUACCAAAAGUGAUUUUCUUGCUGUGAAAAUAUUCUCUUCUAGUGUCGUUGUGUGUGCCUUUUUGUUUGCCGCAGGAGUACUGCAAACGUUUGUGUUUUGUCGUUAAUGCCCGCAUGGAUUAGCGAUGAUUGUUCAUGUGAAACAUGAAUAAAAAUGUGUUUAGA
Molecule: messenger RNA, 2938 nt
Organism: Amphibalanus amphitrite
Lineage: Eukaryota; Metazoa; Arthropoda; Thecostraca; Balanomorpha; Balanidae
Exons: 10
Coding region: 85-1746 (553 amino acids)
Source: RefSeq, a predicted model, not a curated record